AUGGAUUCAUUAACAAGAAGGAUUAUAAAAGAGUCACAAAGAUUGGUUACUGAACCUGCUCCAGGUAUAAGUGCUACACCACAUACUGAUAACUUACGCUAUUUCAAUGUUAUAAUAUCAGGACCUGAAGGAUCUCCUUUCCAAGGAGGAGUGUUUCAUUUAGAGUUGUUCUUAACUGAUGACUACCCAAUGUCUGCACCUAAAGUUCGUUUCUUAACAAAGAUUUAUCACCCUAAUAUUGAUAAGCUUGGUAGGAUUUGUUUAGAUAUAUUAAAAGAUAAGUGGAGCCCUGCACUACAGAUACGUACAGUGUUAUUGUCGAUUCAAGCUCUACUUUCUGCACCAAAUCCUGAUGACCCUUUGGCUAAUGAUGUUGCGGAACACUGGAAAUCAAACGAGAAGGAUGCCAUUGAAAGAGCCAGGGAGUGGACACGCAUAUAUGCAGUAUAA
Messenger RNA from Acytostelium subglobosum LB1, 450 nucleotides. RefSeq lists its product as hypothetical. The record is from RefSeq and is a predicted model, not a curated record. The transcript has 4 exons. Bases 1 to 450 code for a protein of 149 amino acids. Lineage: Eukaryota; Evosea; Eumycetozoa; Acytosteliales; Acytosteliaceae.